AGCUGCACUAAAUGAUCGUAUCCUUUUUGGCUUUGAAACUUUUGUACCUAAAAAUCGAGGGAGGCGCUGCAUUUUUUCAGGCAGAAACUGUCAAAACUUGGAGAAGGGGAACCUCGGAGGCAGGCAGGACCAGAGGAGAAUCCUUAAACUCCGUGGGGUUGGGAAGAUGCUGUGCCUCGAGGAUUAGUUUAAACAGGGGGGUUAUAAAAGAUGUAACAGAUGCAAACUGUAACACAAGGGCCAUUAACCCCUUCUCUGCCGCCCAGCACGCCCAGUCCCUAUGCCCCGCACCUAUUGUCUCCCGUGCUACAAGCUUUGCGGAAAACCUGGAAACUUUGGCCAGAAAUGGUGAGAAGAAAAAGCAUGAAGAAGCCGCGAAGUGUGGGGAAGAAAAAGGUGGAAGCGAAGAAACAGCUCCGGGAGCGAACUGUACAAAACCUCGCCAAGAGUAUCGGGAGGCAGGACCGUUAUUCCUGCGGAGCAGGGGAGAGAAGAGAGACCCUGAAACACGCGCCACCUAUCUUUGUGGGGAGGGAUAAUUGAAGCGCCCUGAGCGUGAGCAUCAUGUGAAAACGUGAUCGCCAAGUUUCUCUCUGGGAAAGGAUCUGGGAUAGAUUAUACCUUGAAGUCUCCGCAAACGCUUUAGUGGAAGAAAUGAAAUUCCACCUCCCUCCCUUCCUCUCUCUCUCCCUCUCGCCUCCCUCCCUCCCUUCUCCACGCCCCCCCCACCCCCCAGCCUUUGGCAUCAUUAUCCUCAUCACUAAAUCCUGCAGAGUACUGGGCGGAAAGCGGUGCACACCAUUCACAGAACUGGAGAACUCCAAGGGGCGAAAGUUAAAGGGAAAGAUCCCGGGUGCUCAAUCCAGAUCGCUCUUCUUAUAUAGAUACCUCUAAUUACUAGGUUUGAGGCACACAUCAAGUUGUCUGGAUACCUCAGCACUGUUUUUUGGAACUAAAUUCUUGCCCUUUCUCUUACUAUUAUUUUUUAGAUGUCAGAGGUAGGGUAGGAGAAUCUUACUUGUGAACUGCAUCUUAGUGUGUGUGUGUGUGUGUGUGUGUGUGUGUGUGUGUGUGUGUGAUUUUCUGAACUGGAUCCCUACAUUAAAAGUACUUUGCAUUUUAAUAAAGGGUCUCUAAAUUAACAUAGAGCACUGGGUUGAUCAAUCUGUGGAUCUCUCUACUUCUCAGGAAGACCUCACAACAAAGUGAGGGUGAAUGGGGAGGCAGGAGGAAAAAGGAGAAAGGCCACAGAAGAGCCUAGGAAGGAAGGGAGAGAACAAUAUCAAACCGCAUGGGGUCUAAGUUUUGGAGUAUAUAUUUUUUGAUAUUGCAAUUAAAGUAAAAUGAAAAAGAAAGACUCCACCUUUGCUCUGAAGGGAUUGGUUAUGCAAAUAUGGAAGGGAUUUCCUGGAGAAUACAGCUUUCUACUGUAUGGUUAAUUAAAUAAUCACUCAAAA
Nannospalax galili (Upper Galilee mountains blind mole rat) is the source of this 1457-nucleotide messenger RNA. RefSeq lists its product as uncharacterized. The transcript has 3 exons. The record is from RefSeq and is a predicted model, not a curated record. The coding region runs from base 12 to 539 and encodes 175 amino acids. NCBI's taxonomy places the organism in Eukaryota, Metazoa, Chordata, Mammalia, Rodentia, Spalacidae.